This is a messenger RNA of Pygocentrus nattereri (red-bellied piranha), 2621 nucleotides long. RefSeq names its product protein phosphatase, Mg2+/Mn2+ dependent, 1F (gene ppm1f). Gene Ontology annotation, cellular component: cytosol. The record is from RefSeq and is a predicted model, not a curated record. Gene Ontology annotation, biological process: protein dephosphorylation; negative regulation of protein kinase activity. Gene Ontology annotation, molecular function: cation binding; protein serine/threonine phosphatase activity. The coding region runs from base 158 to 1423 and encodes 421 amino acids. The transcript is spliced from 8 exons. NCBI's taxonomy places the organism in Eukaryota, Metazoa, Chordata, Actinopteri, Characiformes, Serrasalmidae.
UUCCGUCUCGCAAAAGACUGGCGCACACGCACACCGACUUCCUCGCGAGCCGCUUUUGUUGUGCAGCACGCGCAGGGCGUGCAGGCGAGAAGCGCUGCAGAAAAGGGGCUUUACAAGACGCUUUCUUCCAGAGUAACCAAGGAGACAGAGGCCUGAGAUGGGGACGAGAGAGCAGGACGAGGCACUGAAAUUUCUGAAGAGUUUUGUGGAGGAAUUUGGGAACCCGCUGUGCCCAGAUGACUCGCUGCCUCUUGCCCCACUCAGCCGCAAGGUCACCCUGCAGGAGGUGACGGGAGAGAGUCUGGAGCUUGGCCUGCGGCUGCUCUCUGCCAGGCACGGCCCCUCCUGGUUGAGUGCGUCAAUGUGCCGCGCUGCGGUCAGUGAGCUUCUGAAAGCUGACCUUUCACCUUUCCACUGCCCCAAAGACCCCGAGCAGCAGCCAGAUGACGAACCAGAAGUAGUUUUGCUACAGUCAGAGCAUGUGCAACGCCUGUUUAUCAACAAGCUGAGAGAAGUUGCCCUGGCCUGGCAGAAACAGCUGCCCAGUCUGGUUCCUCACUCCUCCCACCUCUGCUCUGUCCACGCCAUUCGGAACACUCGGAGAAAAAUGGAAGAUCGCCAUGUGAUACUGAGAGAAUUUAACCAGCUCUUAGGUUUACAGGACGGUGUGGAGCGUGAGUACUAUGCUGUUUUUGAUGGACAUGGAGGUGUGGACGCUGCCACAUAUGCUGCUACUCACUUGCAUGUCAUGCUCAGCCAACAGGAGACCCUAAAGAGUGACACCGCAACAGCCUUCAAAAACACAUUCAUACAAACAGACGACAUGUUCAAGAUCAAAGCCAAAAGAGAGCGCAUACGCAGUGGCAGCACAGGUGUGGCCGUGUUGCUGUCUGCCGACUGGCUGACAGUGGCCUGGCUGGGAGACUCUCAGGCCAUGUUAGUGAGACGAGGUGAGCCCGUCAUCCUGAUGGACCCCCACAAACCUGAGAGAGAGGAUGAGAAGCAAAGAAUAGAGGACCUGGGAGGGUGUAUUGCUUUCAUGGGCUGCUGGCGUGUUAAUGGAACAUAUGCUGUUUCCAGGGCAAUUGGUGAUUUUGAUCAGAAGCCGUAUGUCUCCAAUGCAGCAGACUGCUCCUCGGUUCAGCUGAGCGGGGAGGAGGACUAUAUCCUACUGGCCUGUGAUGGUUUUUUUGACGUAGUGCAGCCAGUGGAGGUUCCUGGGCUGGUGCUGGAGGCCCUGAGGGAGACAGGUGGCUCCGGGACGGAGGCUGCUCAAAGCCUGGUGAAUCAGGCCAAAGCUGCGGGCUCCAGUGACAACAUCACCGUCCUGCUGGUGUUUCUGCGGGAACCACAGAAACUGUUGCUUUCAGAAAUGGGCUCGGGAACAGGGGGAGAGGCACGGGGCCAAGCACCACAAAAUUGAGGGAAAGAGAGAAGGACUGGAGCAUGGAAGCAGACCACUGGAGGGCCCUCUCAGCUUCCUAAUGGCUGUGAUGCCUGGAUUUAUUGAGUCUUAUGGCAGUGGCGCAUUGUGUUGCUCAGUAUAAUACUUUUUCAAUGAGGUCAUCCAAAAAAAUUAUAUGACAUAAAUGUGGUUUUAUCCACUGAAGAAAACUGUCAUUAUUGGUGAGCAGUAUUUUUUUUUUUUUUUUUUUUUUUAAUUAUGUCAUGAUGCUUUUUUUUUGUAACGCUGAACACCUUGUUUCUUUAUACUGGCUUUUAAAGCAGCAUUCUUUAAGAUUUUUCAUUCUUUUAAUUAAGAGCAGAAGAGUGGAGUUGAUGUUUAAAAUCUUAUAGGGUGCUGCUUUAAAUCAGGCAUUCCCAAAGAUAUUUUGAUCUGCUUGCCUUGUUUUUUUGUUUUUGUUAUUUUUUUUUUUUUUACACGUUUUCUGAUUUACAGGUGCUGAAUCUCAAAAAGGAUGUGAAAACAAGUCAUGUUUUAUAGGUCUUCUAGGGAUCACUGUUCACUGUGAUAAAGGGAUUCUUGUGCUAUUGUCACCAACAUGGUGUGAGCGGGGUCCAGUCAGUUGACCUUUCCAUGAUCUGCCCACAAAUGUGCUGUAGAUUGGACAAAAUUACAGAGCAUUGACAAAAGAAAACUAAGUCAGUCUAAUAAGAAACUGUAGCAAACAGUAAAUGAAAAGGAAUGUUUUGUUUAUUUUGUGUAUUUGAAGAAUGUUAACAUUAGCUUUGAUGUGAUUUUCAUAGCAUUUUAUAACAUGUUAAACUGGAAACUCACGCAGUGAAUCUAAAGUCCACCCUUCACUCUGAUGAGAUAAAUUGAAUUUUAGGCCAGUUUUCUGUAAAACUGGUCCAAUGUCACAACUGUCACUACAAAAGUGUGCGUUUGUGGGUGGAGCAUGGAUAAUCCAAGUGGCGCUAACUGGCACCUGGCUUUCAUUCAUUAUUAGCAACAUUAGGAAACUGCAGAGGUUAUGGUGACGAGCCACUGUUUGUCCAUUUUCCAAUAGGAUGUUUCCUGUUAUUUGUGACUGUUACAAAGCAGUGUGAACUUAAGGGCACACCCAUCUUAAAUAUAUGACUGUUAAUCUGGUCAAAGCAAUGUGCUUUGUAAAUGAAAUAUUCAUAAAGCUUCAUCUACUUGAGGCAAUGUUGGUCAA